AUGGCGUACUACGAGGACCGCCGUUAUCGCGAGCCGCGCGACCGCUAUACACGAGCCAGUUAUGCUGAUCCGUAUGAUGAUCCUCGUGGCCGUUAUCGAAGGCACGAGCGAGACUCAUAUGUACCGCGUGCCAGCACAGACUCGAUCGAGGAAGUACAGCGCGAGUACCCACCAGGCUCAGACUAUGCCUACGAGCGUCCUUAUGGCUCCCGGCGGCCGAGGCGACCUGUUUACGAAAAUGUGCGCCGUGCCUCCUCCGUCAGCGGUUACGAUCCACACAACGAUGCUACUUACCGAAGCUCUGGUCCUCGUCGGUCAAGACACUACGAGGAUAAACGCUCCCGUCGCCCGAAAUACGAUUCUGAUUCUUCGCCAAGCCGUUCCCCGCCCCGCCACAGACGUCGUAAGUCAUUCAGCGAGCAAGCCCUGGGUGCCCUAGGUCUCGGUGGUGCGACUGCUUCGGUCAGUCGCGGAGACCGUGGUCGCGGUCGUUCCCCGUCCCGUCGUCGCCAUAGAUCAUAUUCAAGGUCACCUUCGGAUUCGAGAAGUCGCAGUCGCCAUCGUGGCGGUAGCAAACGCGACAAAAGUGAACAGCGCAUCGCACAGGCUGCUCGCGCCGCCUUGACGGCCGGCGCAGUCGAGGCUUUCAAACAGCGUAAAGAGCCCGGUGACUGGGCCGGCGCGAAAGGGAAGCGCGUUUUAACUGCCGCUGUGACUGCUGGUGGCACCGACGGCCUUGUAGACAAAGAUCCCAACAAGCAUGGAACACGUCAUAUUGUCGAGUCCACGCUUGCAGGUCUAGCUGCCAGUCAUUUCAUGGGUGGUGGUUCACGUUCACGGUCUCGUGGUCGAGACGGUGGUCGCUCUUCAGGUGGCCUCAAGAACCUAGCUGCCACUGGAGCCCUUGCUGCUGCAGGGAAGGAAAUCUUUGAUCGAUAUUCAAAAUCACGUUCUCGGCCUCGCGGCCGCAACGAUUCCCGUGACAGUGACGAGGAGCGUGGCUCCCACAAGCGCAGCAAGAGUGUUUCGGAGUACAUCGGCAAGGGAAUGGCCGCCCUGGGACUUGGAGAAGAAGACGACCGUCGCCGCGACAGCAGAGACGAUCGUAGGGAGCAUCAUCGGGAGCAUCGUCGGGAGCACUGGGACGAUCGAGAGCGGCGUCAUCGCCGGGGACAUCGACACGACGAGUAUUCGGAUUCAGAUACGGACAGCGAUUAUCACAACAGGGACUCGAGACGGGGCAAAGGCUCGAGAGAUGUAGGUCGACACCAUUCAUUGGACGGAAGAAAUCCACCCCCAUAUGCACCCACCAGCGCAUCGCGCGGUGAAUCAGGUGCCGGUUCUAAGGACCGCGGCCACGGGUCGAGCUCCGAGAGUGAUUCUGACUUAGGCGACAGUUCUGAUGAAAAGAAGCAACGGAAGAAGCUGAAGCGGGAUAUGCUGAUGACGGGAGGUCUGGCCAGUGUGGCCACCAUCCACGCUGCGCACAGUAUCUAUGGGAGCAUGGAGAAGAGGAAGGAGCGAAUGAAGCAGUUGAAAGAAGGAGAGAUUACGGCUGAGGAGGCCCGCAAACGCCGCAUGAAAGCUAACACGAAGGACGCUGUGAGUAUCGGUCUCGCUGCACUAGGCAUCAAGGGUGCCUAUAGUGAGUGGAAGGAGGUUAUGGAGAAGAGCAAGGAAAACUCACAUUUUCGGGAGGAAUGUGCUCAGCGCGCUGUCAGGCGUGAGCGUCGCCGCGCUCGUAGCCAGGGUGCGCCUUCCCGCCAUCAUCGCUGGCCUGAUGAGAUCGAAUACGCCCCUUCGACGAACGAAUCCCGGAGUGACCAUACGCCUGUUUACCGUGACGGAAACCCUUACGAGGUCCAUGAGUCACAGCAGAUCUCUUAUUAG
This is a messenger RNA of Penicillium egyptiacum, 1890 nucleotides long. The record is from the annotation of a GenBank genome assembly. NCBI's taxonomy places the organism in Eukaryota, Fungi, Ascomycota, Eurotiomycetes, Eurotiales, Aspergillaceae.